Messenger RNA from Yamadazyma jaroonii, 1104 nucleotides. The record is from the annotation of a GenBank genome assembly. NCBI's taxonomy places the organism in Eukaryota, Fungi, Ascomycota, Pichiomycetes, Serinales, Debaryomycetaceae.
AUGAUUCCUAAAGGUAUUAAAGCACCACUGGGUGAUGUAAAAGAUAAUAUAGAUAAGACUGUGGAAUAUGUAUUGAAGAAUGGUGAGUCAUUUGAAGAAAGAUUGAAAUCCAACCCUGAAAAGUUCCCCUUUAUUGUCAAUGGUGAUGAAUUUUAUCAAUAUUAUGAAUGGAAGCUAGGUAGAUUACCUCAAGAUAAUUCGAUCAAAGAUGCUUCAAAUGAGCUGUCCAUACCUGUGGAGGAAGCUAAAGAAGAGAAAGUGGAAGAUUUGGAGUUUCUUGUCAAUAAAGGUACCAUACCUCCCAUAGAUUACGAAACUAUGAAAUUAUCAGCGUUAUUUGUAGCCAGAAAUGGUCCAAACUACCUAAAACCUUUGCAUUCACAUCUUUCUGGAAGUCGACAAUUCGAUUUCUUAUCCCCAAAUCAUUCAUACCAUCCUUUAUUUAAGCAACUUGUCACUCAAUAUGAAAAAACAAUAGAUAUAAUAUCAAAUCCCCAACCAUUACCUAAGAGAGAUUUAUUCAAAGAUAGUUACUUGAGAGCAAAAUACAGUAAACGUGAUAAAUUGAAAGAAGAAAGUGAAUCCCAGAAAUUCAAAGAAAGACAAUUACAAUAUGCUUCUAUUGAUUGGCAGGAUUUUACUGUAGUUGGAAAGAUUGAAUUUAAUUCUGUAGAUCAAGUGAUCGAAUUGCCUGCAUCCUUAAAAAGAGAAGACUUGAUAAGAAGAUCCUUAGAGGAGAGAAGCAAAGGUUUGGAAUUGCAAAUACUGACUGCUCCCGCCCCUGAGGAACCCACUGUAGUGACAGAAGAAAAGGAAGAUGUUGUUGAACCAGUACCAAAAGGUAUAGUACCGGGAAAAAUAAGAUCAGCCGGAGAAUCAAGAUUAAAGAAAACCAAAACUAAAACGAUCAUUUGCCCUAUAACAGGUAAGCAUAUUGAAGAAUCAAAAUUCGAUGAACAUCUUAAAAUCCUAUUGAGAGAUCCGAACUAUCUGGUUCAGAAACAAAAUUAUAUCAAUAAAAAUUUUAAAUAUGGUAGUAAUUUGAACGACGAUGAAGUUUAUGAAAAUAUCAAAAGAUUAACUAAGAAAAGAUCUUUAGAGUAA